AUGAAUUCUACUAUAACUUUCGAAAACACAAAUGAAAAAGCUAACAAACUAAAUCUUUUAACCAAGAGAGAAGUGGAGCGGCAACUUAAUCUACAAAAACGUAAAGAUAACAAGGAUUCUCUUGUAGCGGGUAAUGAAAAAUUGGAGUUUUUCGAAACUCUAUUCGCAGAAAAACGAUCAUACAUAGAAAACAUGAUAGAUCUGUCUAAAAGUGUCCCAGUGAAUGAACUCCCUGAUCAUUUCAAUGAAAUUUUAAAAGAAAUAGUAACUUUACAAAAAUAUGUAGCAGCUUCGAGUAUUUUUAUUAGGAAUUAUGAUAUGCAAAAAUGUCAGAAUAUUUUACAGGAAUUAACAGUAAGAACGAAACAAGUAGAAGACGAAUUGCUACCCAAAAAGAAAUUUUCCUUUAAAAAUAAAGUUAAACAAAAGGCACAGAACAGCGAAAUAAAAAGUAAAAGUAUAGACGAUGUCGAUUUUAAACCAAAAAUUGAGCCAGUUAAAAACGUUACCGGUUUUUUCAAUAAGUGUAACGAACACCUCGCUUUAGAUAAUUCUGAACUGCUUAAAAAGGAUGUUUCUAUAGAAAAAUUAGAUUCUUGUACAGUGUCCCUUCAAGGUAGUCCUUCCACUUUACACUUAAACUACUUAAGAAAUUGUAGGAUAUUCUCCGGCCCAGUUAGUACUUCGAUAUUCGCUGAAAACUGCGAGAACUGUAUUUUGGUCAUAGCAUGCCAACAGUUGCGCUUGCACAACUCUAAAAAUACCGAUAUUUAUCUAUAUGUAACUAGUAGAGCUAUAAUGGAAGAUUGUAAAGAUAUCAACGUUGCGCCUUACAAUUGGAAAUACGAAGGCAUUGAAAGCGACUUUGAAAGUGCCUCUUUUGAUACUGCUGUAAAUAAUUGGACAUGUAUAGAUGAUUUUAAUUGGUUGAAUCAGAAACAUUCUCCCAACUGGAAGGAAAUUGAUGAAAAAGAUAGAAUUCAAAGUUGGAAUCAUUAUUUAUAGACACAAUGUAGUUUUAUUAGUUGUUAACUUUUAUUAAACAGAUUUGCUUCUA
Molecule: messenger RNA, 1057 nt
Organism: Diabrotica virgifera virgifera (western corn rootworm)
Lineage: Eukaryota; Metazoa; Arthropoda; Insecta; Coleoptera; Chrysomelidae
Gene: TBCC
Product: tubulin-specific chaperone C
Exons: 1
Coding region: 1-1005 (334 amino acids)
Biological process (GO): post-chaperonin tubulin folding pathway; tubulin complex assembly
Cellular component (GO): cytoplasm
Molecular function (GO): tubulin binding
Source: RefSeq, a predicted model, not a curated record